AUGUUCCCACAUGAAGUGAAUUCCCACCAAGAUUCAACUUUUCUCAACACCAACCCAAAGAGGCUCGUUGGCGUCUGGAUUCCCUUGGAAGAUGCAACAAAAGAAAAUGGCUGCCUCUGGUUUAUACCAGGAUCACAUAAGAGUAGGUCCAGUUGCUUGUUGAAAUGUUCAGAUUUGUGUUAAUUAUAAAUUAAAUUUUCUUAAUUUCAAGCUUUAGAAAUAUGUGAUGCUCCUCAUUAUAUAUCUAUAUAUAAUAUAUGUGUGUGUGUAUAUAUAUAUAUAUAUAUAUAUAUAUAUAUGUAUAUAUAUAUAUAUAUGAAAAUACAUAAUUCUCUGACAAUGAAAUUAUUGCUACAAGAUGAUGCUGAUUUCCCUGAUUAAAUUUCCAAAUAUUCAAGCUAAAUGAGAUUUUUUUAAAUACUGCAAGUGCAUUUGAUGCGUACUAUUGUCUUUUGUUUUAUGGAAAUAGUUGGUGUAAUAAAUUUGUGGUGUAAAAAGGGGCAGGACAUUAGAGUAUUAAUGUAGUUUAUGGGUGGGGUCGAAAGGGGAGUGGGAUUAGCUCUAAUUGGGAAUCUUUAAAGUGUACCAUUUGAAUGCAUGUUUUCACACAAGUAACUUUAGUAGAUGGGAAGUUCACACAUUUUGGCCGCCAUUGUUAAGAGCUAGUGUAUAGAUGUAUAAAUAAUUUUUACCCCUAAGAAAAGUUUAAAUAUUACAUACUGGUAAUAUAAUAGUAUUCUUUGUUGUUAUUUUUUUCCUUCAUAUAAAAUAAGUGAUUUAAUUUAAUUUCCUCUAUGAGUACCUAUUCAUUUAGCAGCAAUGUGCUAUUUCACUGAUGACAUUGCAAUGAAGAUAUUAAAUUUCUUAAACAGAUGGCGUGGACAAUGAGCGAUAUAUGAUCAGGACUCAGAAUCCUGUGAGCAGUAAUCUAGGUGUCACCUUCACCAACCCACCUGUGCAGUACGAUGAUAACCUUUUUGUGCCCGCUGAGAUGAGAGCAGGUGGAUAAAACUAGUUUCAAAUAGCUAUAGUUGAAUUCCUAAACUACACUUACUAUUAGUUCAUUUGAAAACCAUUUAAAAUUAGUUAAAUAUGAAAUGCCAUUGAUUACUUCCCCUAUUAUUGAUUUAUGUGAAAUGGCAUUCAGCUACUUCUCAAACUCUUUGUUGAUAAGAAAUGGAAUUCAUAUACUUUACCUUCUAUUGGUUAAUAUGAAAAGGCAUUUGUAUACUUGAUCUAUUGUAAAAUGGCUUUUUAUUAGCUGCAAAGGAGUUUAGUGAGUUGAAAAUUAAACAAUUACAUUCCUCUUUCUUCUUUAACAUUUUGAUGAAGAUAACCCCCUACACUGAAAUAUUCCAUUAGGAAAUGGCAUCAGGGGGCGGCUGAGCCAAAGCUCUUUAUGCCCUCCCCAAAACACUGCCCCCCCCCCUCCCAAGCCAAUGAAUCGUGCCACGAAGCGGCAUGUUGGAGAUCUCCCGUGGUCAGAACAGCUCCCGCCAGCACCCACUCGAUCAGAUAUGAGCGGAGACCAACCCAGCCCAAGGACAUUCAGUCGGCCAGUGACGCUGCUCUCACAAUGUCGGCAGUUGACUUUCCCAGGGAUCGGGGUGGUAUAUUUACAUCCUAAAUUCUCCCUACUCCCAUCCUGGGAAAGCAUCAGACGCCCCCUAAUUGGGGUUUCUACUGUGCGUUUCUACCUUGCAACUAAUUUACGAAGCAGCUGGGAAAAAUGGAUGCCUAGGAACAGCUUCCUUAAUGGCGUGUUAAUAAAAUCAUCGCCAUGGGGUUGUUAGUACCCACCCCAUGCCUCAUAUCCAUUAACGGCAACUUGUAAUCAUGAUCCCUACCCUGUUUCUGCCUUUUACUUCCAACUGCAGAUUUUCCUCAGUUGAUAGCCCUGUAGAUGCUACCAUUCAAGGCAGAUACCAUGCAUGGCCUUUGUCUGCUCACUCGGGCACAUGCAAUAGUCAUUGUGUUCCCUGGGUAACAGGGGGGGUGGUGUUAAGCCACUACAGUAGAGACAGACCAAAAGUGAUUUUCUGAUUUCGGCUGAAACCGAAACUAGGCCGAAAUUUUUAAAUGACUUUUGGCUGAAACCGAAAUUUAACUUUUUGGCUUCGGAUAAAGCCGAAACUGAAAUAUUUAGGUAAUUUGAAAUUGGUCCACGCAUACAUUCUACAUACAUCAAAAAAAUGAUGGUGGAAAGUAUUAAUAUUUACAUUAUUUUUUUUUUUACAAUUAAAUAUUAAUAAUUAAACAUUUAAUGAAUACUUUGGAUUCUACUAUUUUUAUUUAAAAUUAAUUUAAAUUUUUUUAAAUGUUUUUUUUUUAAAGUAGUAUGAUAAGAGAAAACGUGUGGGGGGUGGGGGUGUAGAGUUCAUACAAAAUAGACCCUUGAGUGCCCUUUGCUUUUAUAAUAUAAAUACAGCCUAGAAUAUAUACCUAUAAUAAUUAUUGUGGCUCUGAUGAAGCCAAAUGUCACAUAAAUAUAAUUUAUUAAGGCUAUAGAAAUAUCACCACAAUGUUUCCUGGUUUUCGUCAUACUAAUGCUUUGUGUUUUCAUAAAUAGCUGGCAAGAUGUCCCUGUAUUAAUAUUUAGCCUAGUACCAACACAUUAGUCUUACCAUGCUGGAGACAUAAUUAUUUCAUUGUGUAACUACUUCGCUCACCUCUGUGGUGAGGGAAUUUAUUAUUUUUUUGACCGGGUCUCUUAAAAUAGUUCUUCUGACGGGUCUCGGCGGAGAAUAUUCGCAAGAUAUCUUAAUUUAGUCGCCUAAAUCAUAAAAGUAAACAGGUCUGCAGUAGGCCUAUUACAUAAUUGUAAUACAAGCCAUUGAUACAUGCAAACACUUGUUAUUUCAUCAAUAACCAUGUUUAUGAGCAUGAUAAUAAUGAUGAAUUUCAAGAAAUAAAUGAAUUCAAAAAGCGUAAGGUUUCCUUUAUUUUAAAAAGAAAAUUUUUUUCUAAAUAAUAGGAGAAAUAUUACGAUUCCCUAGGAUUAUGCAAUAUUAUUCACCUUUGCUUAUGACAAAAUUGAUGAGUAUGAUAAUGAUAAAAGAAAAUGAAUAUCACAUAUGAAGAAAUUGAAUAAACCUAGGGUUCCAAAUUUUAUUUUUUUUAAAAUUAAAACAAAAAUAAUGAUAUAAAAUAUUACCAUUCCACUAGUUUUUCUUCCACAAAAAUGAUAACGUUUGCCUAGGCCUGAUUAAAAUGUAAUUUUUUUGAAAUAUAGGACAAGUAGGUCAUCAUGCAGCUGUGGGCUGUUUUCACUGAGUAUUAGUCAUAUAACAUACGAUGACAGCUAGAUGUCGAGCAAUAAUGAAAAUCAGAUUGCCAACCGAAAUUCAGACAAACAGUCUGACCUCUGGUAGAAAACCCCAGUCACCUUUGGCCAGAUGGUUGGAAUUCCCAAGUUGAAAUUAAACUGAAAUUGUUUUAAUUCCUGAAUAAUUUAUUCCUUAAACUGAAUUGUCUGGAGUGAAAUUAUCAUUUUUGUAAUUAUGUAAUGGUUUGCCCUUUCUGCCUACCACUGCCAGGAUCUUUGGCUUUGAUUCAUGGAGAAGUUGUUCACAAAAGUGAGCCCAACAGAUCAACAAAGUCAAGACAUGCUUACACAUUUCAUAUGUUUGAUAGCCAGGGAGUUGAAUACAGCAAACAAAAUUGGUAA
Messenger RNA from Lymnaea stagnalis (great pond snail), 3667 nucleotides. The record is from the annotation of a GenBank genome assembly. Lineage: Eukaryota; Metazoa; Mollusca; Gastropoda; Lymnaeidae.